GGUGUCCACCUGCUCCGCGUUCUUCGUCAUCUUGUACAGUAUGGACUGGGGCAAGGAGAGGAGUGACGCCUGGAUGAAGGCCUUCAUCCUGUCCUUCAUGGGAUCCAUCAGUGUGGUGGAAACCCUUCAGAUCUUUGUGCUUGGUGUGGUCCUGGCUGCAAUCUUUAGCCUCCCGUUCCUCGCCAGGCCACCGGCUAUCCCGAAAGACGACUUGCAGCUCAACCUGUGGAACACUACAGCACCAAAGAAACUCCUUCGACCUGCAACAGUAAAUCUCAAGUCGGCUAAGAAGAAAAAGGAGCUGAAUAAGAAGUCUGCCUCGACGCUGAUGGAGUUUGUCCUGCUGUUAGCCUCCGUGGCCCUCCUGUUCUACGCCGCACAGAUGGACAAGGACACACUGGCCUUCCACGAGAGGCAGACACUGUCCAUUAAAAUUCUGAACGACUUUGAUGCGAUCAGGACACCUGAUCAGUUGUACUCCUGGCUUGAGGAGGUGCUGUUGCCAACCCUCCACCCAUCAUCCUGGUACAACGGGCGGAAGAUGCGGUACUUAGACCGGCAGUUCGCGCACAACACCGCGGCCUUCCGCAUCGGCCCUGUACACCUGACACAGAUGAGACAACAUCCAGGUACCAUGGCGAAGGAGAAACAUGCUGGCCGAGGCUGGGAUGUUCAACCAGGGAACACCUCUUGUAUCAGUUGGCGAUUCCUCUUUCCUGCCCCCUCUAACCACCCCAACUACUCAUCUGACUGCAACAACAUUCACUCUCUCGACUUCCCUCUUGGCUAUGGCACCGCUAUGUCGUUCAUUAAUGCUUUGAAAGAUUACGAGUAUUUAGAUGAAUACACAGAGUCCUUUACAAUCGACAUCAACUUCUACAACCCCAAUUUGAAGCUGUUCAGCGUUGUGCACAUGGUCAUUGACCAGUCUGAAAUUGGCAGUCUCAUGCCAGAAGCAAAAACCACGUUGUUUCGAUUGUUUCAAUACGAAAGCGCUAAUGACUACACUAGUCUGUUUCUGCACAUCGUAUUCACACUUCUCUUCUUAGUCAUACACUUCAAGGAGGUUAAGUCAGUGGUAGAUACAGGGUGGGUGUAUUUUACUUCUCCGUGGAAUGCUGUUGGAUGGUUCAGCCUCAUCUGUACGGCAACAACCAUCUCCGUCUUCAUCAAGCGGUACGCCGUGGCUGCUGAUACACUCGCCUUGGUGGCCAGGAGCAAUGGAGAUCUGGGAUUUCAAGACUUUGUGGACCUGACAACCGCUGCUUGGUGGGAUGCUUGUUUCAAACACGUCUUGGGUAUCACCGUCUUCAUCAACACCAUCUCCUUACUGCGCAUCGUCCGCUUCAGUCAAACGAUCGGCAAACUCCUGGCUCUACCCGGCAUCAUGAAGGAGGAAAUCUUGUCGUUCUUGGUCGUUGCUGUAGUUGCCUUCACGGCCUUCAUCAGCUCCGGGUACCUUGUGUUUGGGAGCCACAUAGAGUCGUACUCGGACCUGUACCAAACAACAUACGCGCUAUUUGAGAUGAUGCUUGGCAGGUUUUUCGCCAAUGAAAUGCUGGAUUCCAACCCCAUUACCGGGCCGAUCUUCUUCUCCACAUUCAUGAUCUGCAUCUUCAUCCUCCUGAUGAACUUCCUCAUGACCAUCAUCUGUGACGCCAUUUCCGCUGACGUUGACGUCACCCAUGACCGUGAACUUGCCGAUCACGUGUGGAGGAGCUUCAAUGCCAUGUUGGGUUUCCACAGCCCACCAAACAAUCAGGACAAAGCAGGUGAACCGAAGCUGGAAGAGCUGCAAGCUAACCUACGCCUUCUUCAGGAGGGACUUGAUGAAAGUCUGGACAUCUGUAACUCCAUCCUUCCACAGGACAACCGGAGCCGCGUCAACGUCAGGACACGAAAAUGCCAAACACGUGCCUCUCAGAAGCAGUCCUGUCCAGUCAUUGAUACUGAGUGUAAAGUGACAAUACAUAUCGAACCAGCAUCAGAUACGGAUUCAGAGGUCUAAAUAAUGUCAUUUUACCUACCGUCAUUCAUAUCUGGCUGUAAAAAUGUUUUAAUGGCUUGAAUUGUAAGCUUGUAAGCACAUUUGAUUUGUAUGUCUGUGAUUAAGAUAAAUCGUACUGUAUAAAUGUCAUUGAGAUAGUUUUGAACUGUGUUAUAAAAUGUUUUGAUAGGGCUAUAUAUAAGCAGUUUUCUAAGUAAUUAUAAUGAUUGGGCUAUCAACUAUUCUAUGGCAUUUAAGUUCAACUGUGUAUUUAUCAUAUUACUAGCAGUUAUCCAUUGUUGGAAAUUAAUGCUUGUUUAAGUGGCAGGCCAUUAAAUUUGAAUUGAUUUGUAUGCAUAAGGCAACAUACUUACCCUGUAAGCUUGCAA
Messenger RNA from Branchiostoma floridae (Florida lancelet), 2376 nucleotides. RefSeq names its product polycystic kidney disease 2-like 2 protein. Lineage: Eukaryota; Metazoa; Chordata; Leptocardii; Amphioxiformes; Branchiostomatidae. Gene Ontology annotation, biological process: detection of mechanical stimulus. Gene Ontology annotation, molecular function: calcium channel activity; calcium ion binding. Bases 41 to 2008 code for a protein of 655 amino acids. The record is from RefSeq and is a predicted model, not a curated record. Gene Ontology annotation, cellular component: membrane. The transcript has 9 exons.